GUAUGGUAACACCAACCAUGUGAUAUUUAUAUUUUUGAUUUGUUUUGGUUGCCUAUCAUGUGUCAAUGUCAACUGAAAACGUGUAUGAUAGGUUAUAAGUUUUAAAAUUAGUGUUUUUGUAAGUUUAAACUGAAUAUAUUCAAGAUGCCUAAAGCAAAGCCGAGUUUAGACAAACUAAAGCAUCCAAAUAGCAGGAAGACAAUUUCACUCGCAAAAAAGAUGAUAAAAGGUGAAAAGAAAAAUCAAAAUAAACUUGGUACACAUAUUAAAAAUAAUUUAAUCGGUGAAAAAAUUAUGUGGUUUAAGGAAAGAGUACCUCCGGAUUGUACCACUUUAACUAAAGAACAAACUUUGGAUUUAGUACAAACUUAUUUGUCACGAUUUGACGAGGAAUUGGAACAAAUAGCAAUUAAAAAUUCAGUUGGUCAAAGGAAAAGUCGCCAGCACGCGAGUAGAGAAGAUAUCAUAAAAAUAACGAAGGAACGCGAGGUGGGAGAGUUUGAAUCGUGCGGCCUGGAAAUGCCAGAUUUAAUGAAUCCACAACAAAUGGAGGUUCUAAAGAAUUGGAAUGGUGAAUUGAGAUUUCUACAGCACUUCAAAUUAAAAAGGAUAUCAAGGAAAAUGUUACAAGAUUGAUAUUUUUAUUAUAUUGUUAAUAAAGGAUAAGUUUGAAUUUGUA
Papilio xuthus (Asian swallowtail) is the source of this 679-nucleotide messenger RNA. RefSeq names its product translation machinery-associated protein 16 homolog. The transcript has a single exon. Gene Ontology annotation, cellular component: nucleus. Bases 145 to 636 code for a protein of 163 amino acids. Lineage: Eukaryota; Metazoa; Arthropoda; Insecta; Lepidoptera; Papilionidae. The record is from RefSeq and is a predicted model, not a curated record.